Molecule: messenger RNA, 1275 nt
Organism: Abrus precatorius (Indian licorice)
Lineage: Eukaryota; Viridiplantae; Streptophyta; Magnoliopsida; Fabales; Fabaceae
Product: serine/threonine-protein phosphatase 7 long form homolog
Exons: 3
Coding region: 1-1275 (424 amino acids)
Biological process (GO): meristem maintenance; meristem development
Source: RefSeq, a predicted model, not a curated record
AUGGCAUCAUUUUCAGGACAGAGUCGGGUUAUUAAUCCUGGUCCAGAAGAUUCAUCACUUCUUCGGUUUCAGAGUAUUCAUGUUUCUGAGCAUGUUUGGGAUGGACGUAAUCACCCGACGUUGAGGGUCAGGAAAAGUCAAAAUAUUUCUGGUGGACUAGAGGGUGUUCUUGAAGAAAUUAUUCCUCAUCUGGAGUUAGCAGGGUUUAUUGGAGUGGCUAACUUAUCCCAGUUUCUCCUAGAUGUGGGGUUGAUUACUGCAUUAGUGGAGAGGUGGAGGCCUGAGACGCAUACCUUCCACAUGUCCCCUGAAGAGUGUACUAUUACUCUUCAAGAUGUUGCAAUCCUGUUAGGAUUACGUAUAAUUAGGAGACCAGUUAUAGCACCUACUGGAGGUGAUUGGGCGCAGAUUGUGGAAGACAGCUUAGGUAUCAGACUAGGACCUGAGCAUUUUGUAGGGAGUUUCUUGAAGAUAAGCUGGUUAGACAUCCACUUUACUCAUAUUAGUAUGCAUAAUCACAGUCCUAUGCAGAUUACUCGAUUUGCUAGGGCAUAUAUAUUGAGGCUUAUUAGAGGGUUCAUUCUUGCUGAUCACUCUAGCAGUAGGGUAUCUAUUAGAUACUUACCUUUACUUGAAGAUUUUGAGUUGACCGGUCAAUAUAGUUGGGGCUCAGCAGUUCUAGGUUAUUUGUACCGAGAGCUAUGCAUGGCCACUAACAUUGAUCAUGUUGCUAUUGGAAGACUUGCUGCGUUGGUUGUGAUGUGGGCUUGGGAUAGAUUUCCUGAUAUAGCACCUAGUAAACCCCCCUAUACACGUCUCAAUCUUCCGUAUGGUGUCAGAUGGUUGUCACAAGGAAUGAGGAAAGGAAGGAAAGAUGUACAGUACUACAGAUAUCUCUUUGAUCGUAUUAUAUUGGUGCUAUACAACAUGGAACUUAUCAACAUGCUUCCACCCAUCUGUAGAGACGGUAUAGAUUUAUGGAGGGCGGUUGUGCCACUUAUAUGUUUUCAAGUUUGUGAGUGGCAUCAACCUGACCGAGUGAUGCGUCAGUUUGGUAUGGUUCAGCAUAUACCAAGGGCUCCUUAUCAGCCUGACCAGCUUCAUGACCUUACCCAUAGAGGAAAGACUGGAGAAAAUUGGUCAGCAAAAUUCGGUGCUAUUUUAGAUAUUUGGGAGAGUAGACGCUUGUGGGUUAUGGCUAAUGAGAUGCAGUAUGGAUUACUCAGUUCUAAUUCAGAAUACAUGCGAUGGUAUAUUACUCACACUCGUCGUUGA